AACAAGGUAAUUAGUUUUGUAUUUCAUAAUAAUGAUUUCAUGUAUUCUUUAUAUAUUGGUAACCAACAUGUGAUAUUGUUUUGUCAUGUUAAUUACUUUAUAAAAUUGUAGGAAUAUCUCAAAGAAAAACUCGUGGGAGAACUUUGUGCAAAAAGAUUCAUGCAAGAACUUUUGAAGAGCGAGUAGAAGUGACCUAUAAUGAUGUUGAUCAGCCUAUCGGUCCCACUAAAAAAGUAGUAUCUGACUUGAGCCUCUUCCUGGGAACAUUGGCUAGGAACUCAACAUUUUGUCCUCUAAAAUAUACCAACUGGUCAGGAAUGCCGGAAAAAAAUAAAAACCGUGUAUGGAGAUAUGCUAAUCGGAAGUUUAUCUUGUCGGUUGAAGCACGAGAUUGGGUUGAGACUACUGUUAGAGAUGCAUGGAGAAGAUACAAGUACAAGAUUAAGCAACAUCAUUUUCUAAAGUAUCCCAACAUGACCGAAAGACUUAAACAUCGUCCUCCAAAGGUGCCAAUAGCUCAUUUUAGGGCGCUUUGUGAAUUCUGGAGUAAGGAGCCUAUACAAGCAUUGGCUGAAAGUAACGCUAGAAAUAGAGCUCAGCUGAAGUGGCUGCAUCGAAUGGGUCCCCAAAACUUCUCUCUGACUCGUGAAAAACUGCGUGAAAAGGAAAAAAGAGAGCCCACUCAAUCAGAAAUGUUUUUUGAAACUCGAAAAGGAAGUAGAGGAAAACAAUUGGAUGAAGAAACUGGAAAAGUAUUUUCCCCAACUUCAAGAAAUGGUUGAAAAGAAAGGAAGUGAUACUGAAGCUUUUAAAGCUGUUAUGGGAAAGGAGCGUCCCGGAAGGUUACGUUGUUAUGGGAGAACAGUAACUAAAACUUCCUUAAAGCGAAAGGUUGAGAUUAAUGCUUUGAAACAAGCACAUAGUCAAGAGGUAUCUAUUUUGAGGCAUGAAUUUCAAGAUCAGAUUGAUAGAUUGCAAAAUGCGUUUAAGACCGUCAUACAACAAUGCAAUCCUCAAUUAAAUAUGGCCUCAAUAGAACAUUUGCUAGGAUUAUCUCAUGGAGAUGCUAACAGCUCCCCAAAGGAUAGUGGAGCACAAAUGCAUUCCUCUACUUCAAUUCAUACUCCAUGUCCCGAAAAGCAAGUUAUCAAUGAAGAUGCUGUACAGGAUGACAUAGAUGAGGAGGAAGACGUAGAUGAUGAAUUUCUUGAGGACGAAUUUCUUGAGGACAACUUAAGUGAUGAAUUUCAGGAGGAUGAUAUAG
Medicago truncatula (barrel medic) is the source of this 1264-nucleotide messenger RNA. RefSeq lists its product as uncharacterized. The transcript is spliced from 6 exons. The record is from RefSeq and is a predicted model, not a curated record. Bases 318 to 782 code for a protein of 154 amino acids. Lineage: Eukaryota; Viridiplantae; Streptophyta; Magnoliopsida; Fabales; Fabaceae.